Paramecium sonneborni is the source of this 2048-nucleotide messenger RNA. NCBI's taxonomy places the organism in Eukaryota, Ciliophora, Oligohymenophorea, Peniculida, Parameciidae. The record is from the annotation of a GenBank genome assembly.
AUGUAAUUUUUACAAUACCCUCCAGAUAAGAAAAUAUAGAAUUAUCAGUUUAGUUUUAAAGCAAAAUUAGGUAAAGGUGCCUAUGGUACUGUUUAUGCUGGUAGAAACAUUGUUGAUAGUAAUUUAUAAUAUUAUUGAAUUAAAGAUAAAAUUGUAGCAUUAAAGAUAGUAGAUAAGAAAAUAUUACAAACAGAUUAUGCAAGUUAACUUAUAGCUUCAGAAAUAGAGAUAAUGAAAUUGAUUGAAGAUAAAAAUAUUGUUAGAUUAAUAGAUGUUUUAUAGAGUGUGAAUAAUACAUACAUUAUAACAGAGUUUUGUAAUGGUGGUGAUCUAAGAGAGUAUCUCAAAAAAAGAAAGUAAGAAUUAAUCUAAUAUUUUAGGACAAUACCAGAAAAUGAUGCAAUUAAUGUUUUAAAGGAUUUGCUUCAUGGAAUCAAAGCAUUAUUAAAAAUAGGAAUUAUUCAUAGAGAUAUCAAACCUGCAAAUAUAAUGAUUCAAGAUACCUUAUUCAAAAUUACAGAUUUCGGAUUUGCAAAAUAAGUUGAUUCUCAUAUUGAUACAAUGAUGAAUUCAUUAGUAGGUACACCACUUUAUAUGAGUCCAUAAAUUCUUAAGAGAUAAUCUUACACAUCUAAAUGCGAUAUUUGGUCUUUAGGUCUAAUAUUUUAUGAAUUAAUUUAUGGUAUUACUCCAUGGCAUUCUUAAAACCUUGUUGAAUUAAUGGCUAAAUUAGAUACUAAAGUAUAUUUUUUAUAAUAUUUUCUCUAUAGCCUUUAGAAUUUCCAUCACAACCAAAAGUUUCAGAAUUGACUAUUAAAAUUAUUAAAGGAUGUCUAUAAAUUAAUGAAGAAAAAAGAAUUUCUUGGGAUGAACUCUUUUCAUUGAUUGGAAUGCAAGAAUAAACUAAUCUACCUGAAAUUAAUCAUUAAAUUUUACCAGUUAUUUAAAAAAAUACUCAAUAAUAAUAAUAAUAAUAUCAAAGUUAAUAAUAAGAAUCAACCUAAAUAAAAUAAAAUCUUAGUUUUAUAGAAAUCAAACCUCAUUAAAGAGUUAAAUAGAGAACUGAAAGUAUGGGAACUUAUCAUUUUGUAAGUAGACAUAAUAGAAGUAUGAGUAAUGCAACUCCAACUCAUGAUUUAGAUAAAUCUAGUGAUAGGCAAUAAAAACCUAAAUUUUAUACAAAAGCUAAAAUCUCUUAUCUCUAACCUGAUAAUCGUAAAAUUACUCCUCAAAGAAAUAUUACUGCUUAUACAUAAGAAUCUGAAAGAGAUAGAAAUAAUUCCUUUCUCAAAUUCACUACUUAAAAAAUAGAACUUAUCAAAUUCUUAGAAAAUGCACACACUCCUCCACUUCCUAAUAAAAAAUAUUCUACUAAUAAUAAUAAUGAUUCUUUUAGAACUCCAAGCAACUUGUAAUCUAAUUCAACAAAUACAUCUAAUAGAUAUAUUCAUGAUUAAGAAAAUAUAUCUAAUAUUGUCAAAGUUAAUGAAUUUUAAAUUGAUGAAAAAGCCAGAGAACCACUUAAUCAAAUAAUAGCUAAUGGUUAUUUUAAUACAAACUCAAAUUUAAGGUUAAAAAGAACAUUCAGUAAUCAUUUUUAAGAUAAUACUUUAUCACCUAUUAGUUAAUAAAAAAAUUCUAUUCUUGUAUUACUUAAAAUUAUUCAAAUUUAAUUUGACCUCAUUCCUAAUCAUAUAACAAUUAAAUAAGAUAUUGAAUCCUUAUUAAAUCAACAUAAAAUUACUAUUAAUAAUGUUAGAGAACAGCUUUAUACACCAUAAGAUGCUAAAGAAUUAAAAUCGAUUAUUAAUUCACUUGUUAAUUAUCUAAAUAAUAAUCCUUAAGAUAAUUUUUUAACGUAGUUAUCUGUUAUGUUGCUUUUGUUACUUAAUUAUAAUUAAAUUAUAAUUUUCAAUAUACAAACUAAAUCAUUAUAAUUAUCUUAAUCCUUGAUUGAGUAAAUCAAAAAAAAUUAGAAAUUACAAUAAUAAUAAUUAUUGUUAAGCCCAGAAAUAUUAAGAGACUAAAUCAAAAAAUUACUUAAAUGA